AUCGUUAGGUGAAGCCCGGCUUUCGUAGCCGACGCUACCGCGCCGACCCUGAACCCGCGCGCUAUGCGCGCUAAGAUUGGUUAGCGUUUUUCCUUAAUAAUUUAAAAACGAAGCUUUAAACAACAUUUUCCUUCGCGAAAAUUCAAAGCCUUGCGGCUUACACUCUUUUUGGGACACCCUGUAUAUACACAGCUAUGGCAUGUAAUAUACAAACUUAUAGCUACCUGUAAUGUCACCACCGACGCGACGAGAGAUUGUCUCUCUCGUCGGUGAUGUCAUUCACGCAGCUCCUUAGUGAGAAAAAAUCCCACGAAAGUGCACAGGGUUGGGUCAUCCGAGCAUUUUCUAGGGUUUUUUACAUUUUACAGUAUUUUACGGUAAGAUACGUUAAAAAUGUAUAAAACGUAUAACCAGAUUUGUGCCGUUUGUGGUUAAACUCAAAAUAAAGAAAUAAUCACAGGAUAGCCUUAAUUUAUCUAAAAAGAUGUAUUUAUGUUACAGAAUACAGAAUAUAGUCCCCAAAAAAUGAACUCCUCUACUGAUAAAAAUACUUGUAAAAUUUUCAUUUUCCCAACAUUUAUGGCGAGGCCUGCCGCUAAAACUUCGUUUCAUGGCUUAUUUUAACUAGAGGGUGAGAUAUAACUGCGAAACUCCCUGAUUUUAAUAAUAAAUAUCGUAAAUAAAGAUCUAUGGAUAACUACGUCUGUUUGGUAUCUAUAGUACAUACAUAACGUUAUGUAAAGAUGGCGCCACUUGGAGUAUGUAUGUAAAAAUUCAAAAAUCAUAUUAGACACUUCGCCGCUAAAAAAGUACCGAUUUUAUUAAUAUAGGUAGUACGAAGAAAAAUGGCUGAAUUCUCGGUAAACGUGGAAGAAGUUUCUGACAAUCAAGCCGAUCGAAUUAACUGUUUGAUCAAAGAAUAUACAGAGUUGAAAAAAAUGAUUAAUAAAUAUAAAACGAGCCGGUACUAUUGGGAAUUACACUAUUCUACUUUAUCGAUAAAUAUUUGGUCAGGACAAAUCAAAUACACAAAACUGCAGGAAAACGAAGCUCGUCUGCGAACAAGUAUUAUCGAGUCUACCAAACUAACAGACUUUAAAGAACAGGAAUUGAAAAAUUUGAUUGCAAAAAGAGGAAUAUAUUUCUCUGAACAAUGUGACAAUUUCCGAAUCAAAAGUACAAAAUUCACUGAUAAUUUUUUGCGCGCGCAAAAGGAAUAUUCAGUAGAUAUUUUAACGAAAGAUAUCAAACAAUAUUGCGAUGAAUAUGAAAAAACAAAUAAGGAAUUGCUAGAACUUAAAAACAAAUUAACAAAACUCGAAAUAGACUGUGGUUUCAAUUGUUUAAGCUUAGCCGAAGAGAAUGAUGAAAUAUUAAAAAUUAAUGCUGUUUUGAUUGAUGUAAGGGAAAAUAAUAAUAUUAAAUUAUUGAAGAUUAAAUCUGCGCAAGAUAUGUUGAAAGGAUUGAAAAAUGAAAUAAAACAGAAGAAAAUGUUGGCUAAUUUUUUUAAUAAAUAAUUUAUCUCAU
Messenger RNA from Osmia lignaria (orchard mason bee), 1527 nucleotides. The record is from RefSeq and is a predicted model, not a curated record. NCBI's taxonomy places the organism in Eukaryota, Metazoa, Arthropoda, Insecta, Hymenoptera, Megachilidae.